Tachysurus fulvidraco (yellow catfish) is the source of this 1383-nucleotide messenger RNA. It is a transcript of the gene ptgfr, whose product is annotated as prostaglandin F receptor (FP). The transcript is spliced from 2 exons. The record is from RefSeq and is a predicted model, not a curated record. Gene Ontology annotation, biological process: inflammatory response; positive regulation of cytosolic calcium ion concentration; adenylate cyclase-activating G protein-coupled receptor signaling pathway. Gene Ontology annotation, cellular component: plasma membrane. Lineage: Eukaryota; Metazoa; Chordata; Actinopteri; Siluriformes; Bagridae. The coding region runs from base 13 to 1245 and encodes 410 amino acids. Gene Ontology annotation, molecular function: prostaglandin F receptor activity; thromboxane receptor activity.
GAUUGCUUAAGCAUGUCUUACAAUAGCACUGCUAAAACAGAAUAUCUGAAAUCAAGCACUGUGUCUAAUGACAGCUGUAAAGCAGAAAACGUCUCUGUCGCUUCCUCUGUCAUAACCAUGACGGUGGGGAUCGUAUCCAAUACUCUGGCUCUCUUCAUCCUUCUCAAAGCUUACCAGCGACUCCGUAAGAAGUCCAACGCUUAUUUCUUGCUCUUUGCAAGUGGACUGGUGAUGACUGACUUCCUGGGACAUCUUAUAAAUGGCUCUCUGGCUCUCUAUGUGUAUGCCUUGAACAAAGAAUGGGAAAGCUUUGACCCCAAUCAGGUUCUUUGUGGGGUUUUUGGCAUUUGUAUGUCUUUUUUUGGUCUGAGUCCCCUGCUGCUUGGAGGUAUUAUGGCUGUGGAGCGCUGCAUUGGAGUGACUCACCCACUCUUUCACACGACAGUAUUGACCUCCUAUCACAUACACAGGCUGUUGGCACUUAACUGGAUCCUGGCCCUGCUCGUGGCCCUUCUACCAGUGUUAGUGUGGCGUCCAUACCAGGUACAGGGCUCCCGAAGCUGGUGCUUCUAUCGUUUGGUGGGGUUACAUGACUGGCUGGAUAUGCUUCUCCCCAUGAUCUUCUCCAUGUUGGGAUUGCUGGCUCUGCUCAUCUCACUCGUGUGUAACACAGUGACAGGAUUCACUCUUCUGUGGACCAAAAUGCAUUGUGAACUUGACUACCACUGCUCGCGCAGAAAAUCUCUCCAUUUUGAGAUGAUAUGCCAGCUCCUUGCUAUCAUGAUGGUAUCAUGUAUAUGUUGGGGUCCGUUUCUGGUAAGAACUUUUUUUCUAUUAGUGCCAUGGAAAAGCUCAUCAUACUGCAGAUAUUCACACAUAUUGCAGAUCAUAUUUGUUACAAUUUUUAUCACAAGCUUUCAACAGAAAGGUGAAGAUGCAUGCAGCCACCUGUUGCUGACUGUGCAUCUGGCCACUUGGAACCAGAUUCUUGACCCGUGGGUGUACAUACUUCUACGCAAGGCUGUUUUGAAGCGUCUUUGCCUGCUGGCACAGAGAUUAACUGGCCCAUGUCUUAAACAUGAAGCAAAAUUUAGGUGGAGGUUUAGCAGUAUGGGGAGUUCUGUGAAGGCAAGCAGCUCUGUAAGCAGCAGACCAGACUUGGAUGGUCCAUUCCAGCCAGGCAUUUACUUGGAUGGUCCAUUCCAGCCAGGCACUCACAUCACAACCAGCAGGAAUUAUACGUGAGCUGGAGUGGAGGAUACAGGUUUACCACAGAUAUAUUGUAGUUAGAGAGAAAAGGCCUCUAAAAAUGACAUGGCACUCUGCAGAAAAUUUCAAAGCUUUGAAAAUCACAGGUGAACUGAUGGGGUCUGGAUGGAGGAG